Drosophila santomea is the source of this 2419-nucleotide messenger RNA. Its product is annotated as protein krueppel. Bases 360 to 1868 code for a protein of 502 amino acids. Lineage: Eukaryota; Metazoa; Arthropoda; Insecta; Diptera; Drosophilidae. Gene Ontology annotation, biological process: regulation of transcription by RNA polymerase II. Gene Ontology annotation, molecular function: DNA-binding transcription factor activity; RNA polymerase II cis-regulatory region sequence-specific DNA binding. The record is from RefSeq and is a predicted model, not a curated record. The transcript is spliced from 2 exons.
GUUAGCUCACGCAGCGAAUUUGUAUCAGUCGUGAUUUGGCUCUGUCAGCGAAAGGAACAACCAUUUGUUGUGCCACACACAACCGCGAAAAAUAUAAUCGAAUCAAAUUUCAACUACCUCAUUUUGCAAAAUCGGUGAACUUUUAGAAAAGGAAAUUUUAGUGAAAUCUCUCUACCUCAAAGUACAAAAGUGCGUAAAAAAAUUGUUCAUAUCCCUGAAAGUGCACAAUUUGCUCAAAUGAAAUCUGUUGUCUAAAAAACUAAAGCUUCAAAACUACUAAGGCGAAUAAUUUAAGUGUUUGCUGAGUGGAGUAGAAAAUUGCGCGAGCACACAAUUAUAAGCACAGGAAAAAUUUAUUGAUGUCCAUAUCAAUGCUUCAAGACGCACAAACGCGAACCUUAGCUGCUGCAUUAGCUGGCAUAAAACAAGAGGACGUCGCUCUGGACCGCUCCAUGUCGCUAUCGCCUCCCAUGUCGGCCAACACAUCAGCCACAACCGCCGCAGCGAUGUACCCAGCUAUGGGUCUCCAACAGGCGGCAGCUGCCUCAGCUUUCGGAAUGCUCUCACCCACCCAACUUCUGGCUGCAAACCGUCAGGCUGCUGCAUUCAUGGCCCAACUGCCCAUGAGCACAUUGGCUAACACGCUCUUUCCACACAAUCCGGCGGCUUUGUUUGGGGCUUGGGCUGCCCAACAGACGCUCCCGACCCAGGGCACGCAUUUACAUUCGCCGCCCGCCAGCCCACACUCGCCGCUGUCUACGCCCCUAGGCAGUGGGAAGCACCCGUUAAGUUCCCCCAACAGCACACCCCAGCACCAUGAGCCAGCGAAGAAGGCUCGAAAAUUGUCGGUUAAGAAGGAGUUCCAGACCGAGAUCAGCAUGAGUGUAAACGAUCUUUACCAUACACCGGGAGGCCCCAUAUCUCCGCCCUCCAGUGGCAGCUCGCCCAACUCAACGCACGACGGAACGGGUGGCAAUGCUGGAGGAGUCGCUGUCUCCAAGGACCCAUCUCGCGACAAAAGCUUCACCUGCAAAAUCUGCUCACGCAGCUUUGGCUAUAAGCACGUGCUCCAGAACCACGAACGCACCCACACCGGGGAGAAGCCUUUCGAAUGCCCGGAGUGCCACAAACGGUUUACUCGUGACCAUCAUUUAAAAACCCACAUGCGUCUGCAUACUGGAGAGAAGCCAUAUCAUUGCUCGCACUGCGAUCGGCAAUUCGUUCAGGUGGCCAAUCUUAGAAGACAUUUGCGAGUACACACUGGCGAGCGUCCCUACACGUGUGAAAUCUGCGAUGGCAAAUUCAGUGACUCCAAUCAGCUAAAGUCACACAUGCUGGUUCACAACGGCGAAAAGCCGUUCGAGUGCGACCGCUGCCACAUGAAGUUCCGACGGCGCCACCAUCUGAUGAAUCAUAAGUGUGGCACUCAGUCGCCGCCUACUCCAGCUCUUUCACCAGCCAUGAGUGGAGAUUACCCCAUGUCAGUCUCCGCAAUGGCUAUCGAGUCAUCCACGAAUAAAUUUGCGGCAAUGUGUGCCAACUAUGGAGUUUCGGAUGAGUCGGUCGACAUGGAAAAACAAACAACGGAAGACGAUGGUCCAUUGGAUUUGUCUGAGGAUGGAGCCAGCUCUGUAGAUGGCCAUUGCAGCAGCAUUGCACGGCGCAAGGCCCAGGACAUUCGCCGAGUGUUUCGCCUACCUCCACCGCAAAUCCCUCACGUACCCAGUGAUAUGCCUGAGCAAACCGAGCCAGAGGAUUUGAGCAUGCAUUCGCCCCGCUCGAUCGGAUCUCAUGAGCAAACCGAUGAUAUAGACUUGUAUGAUUUGGAUGAUGCCGCUGCUCCUUAUAUGGGCCAUACACAACAUUAGGCCAGUACCAUACCUAAUUGUACAUAGCCAUAGUCAGUUUUCAUUAGAUGGAAUUGACUGGCAUUUAUUAAAACAAAAUUGAAAAUUUUGCUAUUUCGAAGUGGGAAGUAAAAAUUGUUGCAACAGGAAUUUAAUGAUAAGUACAAGUAAAAAAAAAUCACAAUACAUACGAGACUAGAAAAAGAUUAGGACAUACACAAAACAAACUCUAAAAUUGUACAAAGUAAGCCCUGCCAUAUGCUUGUUGCCGCCAAACCCCACCAAAUCAAAUCGAAAAUGUCGUGCCAUUCUUUACCUUAAGUUUAAAUUAUAUUCUUAGGUUUCAAAGCAUAUUAAAUUGUACAUAUUCAUCUUACGCUGCUGCCAAUUGUAAAGUAAUCAGCGCUCUAAAAAUGUAUUGUAACAGAAAAUGAAAAGACAAGGUUUAAUUAGGAAAUCUAUAAAUAAUUUUAUUUAAUUUAUAGAUUAAUUUUAUAUAAUUUGAUAAAAAUUCUUUGAGAAAACAAUGCCAAUAAUCUUGAAAUCAAAACUAACUUUAAGUUAAAUAAUAA